UGAACGAACACCGGAUUUCCCAAGGCUUGCUGGCCAGUUGCGCACUGCUCUCUGCAGGCAGGCCAAUCUAUCAAUUACACUACAAAUGAAUGGCGUCCGCAAACUUUGGGGAGGCGGAAGCCCGUCUACCAGUUCACCAACAACACAAACACCUGGUCCAGCAACACCUAUAACACCUAUAUCGCCAGCACCGUCAGCCGCGCCCUCUUCCGAAAGUUCUCCACUCACGACAACUCCAGGACUUUUCAUCAAGAAAAAUAAGAAACAGUCAUCUGUAGCAACUGUUUCAGACGCUGGGAACGGUAACGACGUCAAUGGCUCAGACCGCUCGGCGUCGCCUGCUUCAUCCCGAGUCACUUCUCCCUUACGAAAACCAGUCCCAGCCCCAAUCCCAGUCCCAGGUCCCUCAUCUCCAAGAAUUUUACCCCCACUCAAACCACGAGCGUCUACAGCUUCAGAAUGGAAACGCACCUCGGGAUUACUCAAUAUAAGGGACGACCUCCUCAUGAGUCUUCUCACAAGCGAAGCAGUCGUAGAAAGCCGCGAAUGCGAGAUCUUAAGCGGAGAAGAAGUGGAAGAACUCAAAAAAGAACAUCAAAUUCUCAAAAUUCGACUCGCUGCAGCACAGAGGAAGCUCAAGUUAGAAACAAAGAUCCGCGAUGCAGCUCUAUCUCUUUCAAAAGUAAACACUGCGCACAAGAAAGUCUCAAAAGCCACAGACGACCAGCUAGACGCUGCAGAACGCAAAGUCAACGCUGCACAGACGGAACUUUGGCGCGUUUCAGAACGAACAAGCGAAGUCGAACGAAAGCUUUUGGAACAUCGUGCAGGCGUGCUUGGUUUCUCUGUCUCCAAGAUGGAGAGAAAGAUGACGCCUAGUGCGGAUGCAUCGGGCUUGAACACGCCCAAUAAGAGUUCGGCCUUUUACUCCGUUACGACCGCCUCUCCAUCACCGAAAGCGCGAUUCGACGGUGCACACCUAUUCGCAGGCCACGCCGACGCACAAAUCCCCAAAGCCCCACCAUCCGUCGAUGACAUCGUCACACUCGAAAACAAGCUCCGAGCUGCAACGGGGGCCCUCAGCAUCGCGAACCAGAAACAAGCGGAGAUGGCACGCGAAUUAUCUCACCUCCGUCUCGAGAAGGAACAGAUCGAAACGACGAUGGGUAUGGAACUUCAGACUGCUGAAGAAACUGUUGCUGCGCUGGAGCAAGAGUUUCCACGUCUCGAGGAGCUGAAUGUGAAAUGUCAGGAAUUGCUCGAGGAACGCGCGCAGUGGGAAAAGGAUAAGAUUCUGUUGGCUGCAAGGGAGAAGGAGGUGGAGAGGCUGGAGAGGCGGUUAGAGGUCUUGGAGGAGCAGAGUGGCGAAGCGACUGAAAUGGAACGCGCACUCUCGGACGUACAGACAAAGUGCGAUGCGGAACUGCAGACAAAGGACGAGGAGAUCGCAGCGCUGAAGAAAGAGUGGGAGGAUGCAAAAGAGGAUUGGGAGGCGGAAAAAGCUAUGAUGGAGGAAGAUAAGCUUGCAGAGCUUGGUGCGCUACAGGAUGAGCUUGAAGAUGCAAGAGAGGAAUGGGAAGCGGAGAGAACUGUGAUGGAGGAGAAUAAAUCUACAGAGCUUGGUGCGCUGCAGGAUGAGCUGGAUGAUGCGAGGGUUGGUAGCGAAGCACGAGCAGAGUUGGAUGAAGCUAUCGAGGCACUUCGAACAGUCAUGCAGCUGCAUGGAAUCCAGAUUUUCCCCGAUACGUCCUUGCAGGGUCUCCUUGCCUCGGUCGCUUCACACCUUGAAACGUUGUCGGCUGCGCUGCAGGGGCAUAGUGAUAGGCAUGCGCGCCUUGGAGAUGAGCUGCAAGUACACAUGGCGAAGAACGAUACUCUCUCAAAGGACCUGGAUGCCGUUCGCCUGGACAGGGACAACGCACAACUUGAAAUCCAAUCCCUGGAGUCACGAGUCAAGGAACUCAUCGAUGCCUCAUCAAUACCUACCGACCCCCCAGUCCAAUACACAGGCGAAGUAGCAGACAUCAUCGCCAUUCUCCAACCCAUCUGGAACAUCCUCCCCGCGCCCGAACUCCGCGCCUCGAAACUCAACAGCAAACGACACCUCCGAAACCCUUCCAUGAUCUCGAAUCUAAGCAGAUCAUCACCAUCACCAUCACCAUCCAAAUCCACCCUUUCUGACAUGGACGUACGCGCGCUCAAAUCUCUCUAUGACGUCCGCUCGCAACCUCCUCCUACUCCUACUUCAGCAACUAGUCCUCCACCCCCAGACCAAAGAAAAGGCACGUUCAGCGUCGAAGCAUUCGUCUCGCGCGUCCAAACGCUUGUCAUGGACGAUCGAGCGCUAAUUGAAAGACUGAUACGGUUCGCCCAAGCACACGACCUACUCAAGAAAAACGCAGAACGCGCUCAAAAACUUGCACAAGAUAGUAAUACAGCGCUAGAGACGUAUCAGCGGCAGGUAGCGACGCUUGAACGGCAGAAUGCUUCUUUGGUGUCGAAGCAGAACGCAUUGAUGGAUGAGAUACGUGACCUACAAGACGCUAUCGAACGUGCGGUCUGUGAGUCCCGCGAGAUGGAGAUGCAUGCCGCGGAUCAAGCAGAGACGUGUCGACAGCUCACAGAGGCUAAUAGCUCGCUGAGUGCCAAGACACUUAGGCUUGCUGAAGAAGCUGCUGUAGCCCCUGAGAAGGUACGCAAGCAACUUGAAGGUCAACUUGCGGAGUGCACAGAGGCUUUGAGGAAGGCGAGAGAGGAGGUAGAUGGGAUGAGGAUGUCGGAGCAGACGCAGAGGAUUGCGUUGCUGGAUGAGCUUAAUUCGAUGCAGACGGAGAAUGGGAAUUUGAGGGCGCAGUUGAGGGCGAAGAAGUAAGUGGGUUGGAUUGGGUCUGCAGUUUUGUUGCAGGGUUUGAUGGAAUAUCCUGAUACCUAAUCGACGGAGAAUUUCGUACGGAAAAGCAAGAUGCAAGAUGCAAGAUUCACGUUUGGGGGAACAUUUUUGAAAGGGAGAUCUACUAGUAAUAGUGAAUGGAAGUCGUCA
Molecule: messenger RNA, 3040 nt
Organism: Suillus subalutaceus
Lineage: Eukaryota; Fungi; Basidiomycota; Agaricomycetes; Boletales; Suillaceae
Product: Up-regulated during septation-domain-containing protein
Exons: 5
Coding region: 86-2872 (928 amino acids)
Biological process (GO): Golgi organization; endoplasmic reticulum to Golgi vesicle-mediated transport
Cellular component (GO): Golgi apparatus
Molecular function (GO): small GTPase binding
Source: RefSeq, a predicted model, not a curated record